Molecule: messenger RNA, 2315 nt
Organism: Labeo rohita (rohu)
Lineage: Eukaryota; Metazoa; Chordata; Actinopteri; Cypriniformes; Cyprinidae
Gene: sh3bp2
Product: SH3-domain binding protein 2
Exons: 13
Coding region: 269-1915 (548 amino acids)
Biological process (GO): signal transduction
Molecular function (GO): SH3 domain binding
Source: RefSeq, a predicted model, not a curated record
GUCAGUGAAUUCAAGUCCUGAGAACUUUGGCCAAUCAGUUCAUCCAUACAGCCACCAGAAGGAAGUGACUUUGUGACACAGAAAAAGAGCACGCCAAUGUGGGCCCUGAGAGGAAAUGACUUGCACUGUGCAUAAGUCUGAGAUCACAGGCCGUCUUCGCUCGUCACGCUCUAUCAGUCGUGCCUGAACCCUCGUCAAACUCGCUGAACUUCCGACUGUACGCCACGCAUCAAGCAGAGAACAUGGUGACAGACACCAACCAGUACGAAUGGCUCUUUCCAUGAAAAAAAAACACUCCUUUGGUCAUUUGCAACAGUCGCAUGCGAAGAUGUGCAUCCAAGAAUUCUGUAACAAAAACAUGGCUGCUACGCCGGUCUCCUGGCCCAUUCCCAUGAGGGCUAUCGGAGCUCAGAAUCUGCUUACCAUGCCGGGUGGAGUCACCACAUCUGGAUAUCUGCACAAGAAAGGGGGCAGCCAGUUCAGCCUGAUGAAAUGGCCACUUCGCUUCAUCAUAAUCCACAAAGGCUGCGUCUACUAUUUUAAGAGCAGCACAUCUGCCGCACCUCAAGGCGCGUUUUCACUCAACGGCUACAACAGAGUCUUACGGGCAGCAGAGGAAACAACAUCUAGCAAUGUUUUUCCUUUUAAGAUCGUCCACUUCAGUAAAAGACACCGUACGUGGUAUUUCUCAGCAGCAAGUGAAGAUGAGAGAAGGAAAUGGAUGCGCCACUUAAGAAAAGAAAUCGGCUAUUAUAAUGAUAAAAGAGACUUGCCUCUUCCAAGUGAUGAUUUAGAUUCUGAGAGCCUAUAUGGCCAGUUAGAAGAGCCUCUGGACAUCAGUCCUAUUGAAGAAGAUCCUGAAGCAGAUUAUAUGACUCAAGAUGAAGACAGUGAUGGAGAGGAUGGAUCACUAGUGUCAGCAGGUCGACCCACGGUUCCACCUCCACCAUAUCCUCCACCCCCUGUUCCUAUUCAGUCAAGAGAAACCCGUCUCACGAAAGGACCGCCGCCCCCACUGCCCCCUCCAUUCAAAAAACCUUCCUGCUCAGGCAAAGGUCCUCCUCCGCCGCUGCCGUACGCCCCGCAUCUAGAGAAACCAGACUUUCACCUGUCAAACAAAGGCCCUCUUGGCCCCAUGCCUCCUUUACCCCCACCAGCCAACAUGAAGUCCAUGACAGGCCCCUUUUCCACAAUGCCUGCUUGCGAAAAGAAGCCGAAUGCCUCUCUCAUUGGGAAUACAGCAGCUACUUUACCCAUCGUUGAGAACUUGCAGAAAGUGCUUCUGAACGCUGGAACAAAAUCAUCUAUUUCUAGCCAACACCUAGGGGUGAAACCCACACCCGAGCCACGGCCCGUCUCACCUCACCUGUCCAGUUCUGUCAGUAACAGGUCGCUGGGUCAGAUACCCAAGCCUCCGUUACCGACCAAACCGAAACCCAACAAACCCUCGUUCCAAGCAUCACCGGAUGGACAGAGUUUUCGUUCUUCUAUCGAAGAAAAUCCUAUAAAACAACGAGUGAAAAACAAAAUUGAAGAAGACUCAGAUGAUGAGGACUAUGAAAAUGUGAAUUUGCCUCCCUCUGUCUUCGUGGACACAAUGGAUACCAGUAAUGUCGAAAGAUUAUUUAAGGAUUCGUACUCCUACCCACAGAACGGCCUGUACUGCAUCCGCAAAUCAGGAACAGGAAAAACAUCACAGGUGCUGGUUGUUUGGGACACGGGUAUAAACAAAGCCAGAAAUUACAGGCUCUUUGAGGAGGACCAGCGGGUGUAUCUGGAGGCAGAUGUGACGUUCCCAGGUUUAUCUGCUUUGGUUGAACACUAUCACAACCACCCACUGCCCAGCAGCAACAACUCGAUGCCCAACUACUCUCUCAGCUUGCAUGUACCCUUCGGCUACGUCCCACCCAGGUGACAUCGGUUCCCUGUCCCGUGCUGAAACACCCAAUCGCACAGCCGGUGCUGGUCCUGGACCAGACUGCUGCUGACAGCGCCAUCUGCUGGUGAACGUCACCCAUCACAGCCGAGACGCUUGGUCUACUGGCUUGAUAUACUGUGAAUAUCAAUGGAUAAUAAAUCUGAUGAACUGAAGAACUGUGUUAAUUUAAGUCCAGUGUUCAGAAGUGAGUCAUGACGUUAUAAUGACAAAACUCCAUUUGAUUAAACAGUGUUAUAUAGCAAAUUUGUACGUUUGUACACAUACUAUACUGCAUGUAUUAGUAUACUACAGUAUACUGAUUCAUUGUGACUGAAGAUCUGAAUAUCACACAGAAACCACUGCUAUGCAAUGCUUCUUCACUGGAAAAUAAUCCCAA